Molecule: messenger RNA, 2756 nt
Organism: Corythoichthys intestinalis (scribbled pipefish)
Lineage: Eukaryota; Metazoa; Chordata; Actinopteri; Syngnathiformes; Syngnathidae
Product: zinc finger protein OZF-like
Exons: 3
Coding region: 427-1914 (495 amino acids)
Biological process (GO): regulation of transcription by RNA polymerase II
Molecular function (GO): RNA polymerase II cis-regulatory region sequence-specific DNA binding; DNA-binding transcription factor activity, RNA polymerase II-specific
Source: RefSeq, a predicted model, not a curated record
GUCCCCCCCUCCUAUUCUGUCAAAAUGUAGAGUGAGUUGUAUAAGAGAAACAAGUUUGUUUUGAAAGAGAAGUUGUAAUUUGGGCCGUUUAUGUUUUUUAUUAUUGAAUUAGGCGGGUGUGAUUGGGCUGGAAAGAGACUGUCUUUCCCAUCAUGCAAUCCUGGUCGGAAUUUCGGAAAUGAAAAAGCCUGGCAAAGGCGAAGCAAUUUUUUCUUUGUGAACGUAUUGUUUUUCCUAGAUUUCAGCCACUUAACUAAAUCGAAGUCUCGACGACGUGUCCAGCAUUAGCCACAUUACGGAUUCAAACAUCAGUCUUCAAGUCUGGGCACUCGUUCGUUUUCUCGCCUAAUUUAGCGUAGCCUAGCCUAGCUGGCCAACCGGUAACAAAGCUGCAAGGCACGACGUCAAGCGUUUAGAAAUCAAAAUAUGUUCGCGAGAACUACACCGGCUGCAUAUAAGUUCCAAGAGGAACUUUGUGGAGUAAAAGAGGAGCCCCCACGUCACAAGGAUUCGACUGUGUGCAAAAUAAUGCACCCAAAGGUUGUUCUUCGCAGACUCGAAGAUCUAUAUGUCAGCCAAGCCCAUUAUCCUGAACACCCGGAGUCUGCAUGCAUCAAGGACGAGGAGGAAGAGUCGCCAUCCAUUAAGGAGGAGGAAGAGUUCGUAAACAUUAAAGGUUUCAGAAAACAUCUUGGUGCUGAGCGGCAGGAGCCAGAAUCUCCUUGCGUUAAAGAGGAUGUUGAGCUCCCCCAAAUCAAAGAGGAGGAGCCAGAGCCUUGUCAACAGAAGCAACUUUCAAUCAAAAAGGAGGAAGAAGAGCUGCCAUGCGUUAAAGCGGAGAAAGAGGAGGAGCAUAUCACUAGGUCAAAUGGUGAGCCCUUGAAGAGUGAAGAUGGUCCGAGUGAGGCUGGCAGAGGGGCGGAGCCUCCAAGCGGCUGCAGCAGCAGCAGCUCAACAGAAGGACUGCAGGCAGGCAUUUUCAUCGCUCCAUCAGACAGAAGUGGCACCACAUCACACUCACCUUACAAUGAUGAUGGUCAUAAGAAAUCUCACCCUGACGACAAACUCUGCAAAUGCUCUCAGUGUGGGAAAACCUUUGUUAAUAAGUACACUUGUCGGACACAUAUGAGGAUGCACACUGGUGAAAAACCUUUUGCCUGCUCAGUUUGUGGUCAAGGAUUCUCUCAAAAGCAACAUUUAAAAAACCACACAAGAACCCACACUGGUGAAAAACCUUUUUCCUGCUCAGUUUGUGGUCAAAGAUUCGCUCAAAAAAUAACCUUAAAACAACACACAAAAACCCACACCGGCGAAAAACCUUUUUCCUGCUCAGUUUGUGAUGAAAGAUUCGCUCAAAAAAAAUCCUUGAAUGUACACAUAACAACCCACACUGGCGAAAAACUUUUUUUCUGCUCAGUUUGUGGUCAAGGAUUCUGUCAAAAGCAACACUUACAACGUCACGAAAGAACCCACACUGGCGAAAAACCUUUUUCCUGCUCAGUUUGUGAUCAAAGAUUCAGUCACAAGAGCACCUUAAAAAGACACACAAGAACCCACACUGGCGAAAAACCUUUUUCCUGCUCAGUUUGUGAUCAAAGAUUUACUCAAAAGCAACACUUGAAAGUACACAUAAGAACCCACACUGGCGAAAAACCUUUUUCCUGCUCAGUUUGUGGUCAAAGAUUCAGUCACAAGAUCACCUUAAAAAGACACACAAUAACCCACACUGACGAAAAACAUUUUUCCUGCGCAGUUUGUGGUCAAAGGUUCGCUCAAAAGCAACACUUGAAAGUACACCGAAGAACUCACACUGGCGAAAAACCUUUUCCCUGCUCAGUUUGCGGUCAAAGAUUCGCUCGCGAGGAUCGCAUGAAGAGACACGUGUGUGUUGGUGUGAGAAGCAGUGGACAAUGACUGUUUUGCCUGUCAUCCAUGCUGGCUUCAUCAGAUUUUGCACGCAGGAGAGGUUAGAGUUGGGGGUUACGUUCGUAUUCGUGGUACUUUAUUUUUGUGAUUGCAUUUUUUUUUUUGCUAUUUUCUCUUUUACCUUUUCUGGCCAUCAACGGCUUUCCCUUGGUUCUCUCGUCGACUGGCAUUAUUUAUAUCAGUGUUUUUCCUAGUGUGCGGCGAGAGAUCGUCAGGUGUGCCGCGAGAAAUUAUCUAAUGUCGCAUUUAUUUAUUUAAUAUAUAAAUUUGUAAUGUCCGUAACUCUGUACGAGCCCUUGAAGGGGCCAUCAGACUGCAGAGUGGUGACCUAGCAGGAAGCAAGCAAGGUGGGAGGGAGUCUCAGGGAGAACGGUGUGAGAGCCAGGUUCGCGGUCGCAUGUUGCGGAUGCCGUUGUUAUUUUGUUUAUUAUUUUCCAUUGUUGCCACAAUAAAAUGGGAAAGUCAUCACUGACUCUUCUCCUUUCUAUUUCCCCAUUCGGGGCUAUUACAAUAUUGUUUUUUACGUCAUCAGGCGGAGUUCCAGUAGAAGGAAGGAUGGAGUAGGUAGAAAGUUCUCGGUCGUGUGCAGAUGAGCGGAGUAUUGCUCGUGUCGUGUUCAAAAACUGCUCGGAUUUCUUGCCAUCAACGACCUUGCUGUCCACGACAAUGUGGACCCCAGCACAUACUACUUCACGUCAUUUGGUUAGAUUAGUCAUGUGUCGAUGUACUCCAAAGUGUCCUUUCUAUUAUAUCCAUAUGUGACAGCCGUCAAUUCCCCCCUGUUUUAUUCCAACACAUUGUUGAGAACAGCAAGGUGGUUAAUAGCUAAA